ACGCGGCGCGGGGGGGGGGCACCGCCUCUCCGAGCAUCUCCGGCUCCGGGGGCGGCACAGCCGCAGCCCCGACCGUGGGCCGCCCCCCGCGCUGACAGCGCCGCUCACAGCCCCGCAGCUCCGGGGGGGUCUGGGGGUGCGGAGAGCGGGGCCCGACCGUCCUCCUCAUCUGUGUUUUUCAGCUCCCGGGAGAGUGAGGAAUGCGAUUCUGCCACCAUGAUGGAAGGACUGAAAAAACGUACAAGGAAGGCCUUUGGUAUACGCAAGAAAGAAAAGGACACUGAUUCCACGGGGUCACCGGACAGGGAUGGCAUUCCUCUCAGCCCUCAUCUCAAUGAGCCACCUUGCCAUAGCAAACCUGAGGGCACACAGGAGCAAGGAAAAAAUAACUCGAAGAAAACAAAUGGGGCCCCCAAUGGAUUUUAUGCCGAGAUCGACUGGGACAGAUACAACUCCCCAGAGCUUGAUGAGGAGGGCUACAGCAUCCGGCCUGAGGAGCCAGGCUCCACCAAAGGGAAGCACUUCUACUCCUCCAGUGAGUCUGAGGAGGAGGAAGAAGCCCACAAAAAGUACAACAUCAAGAUCAAACCGCUGCAGGCUAAGGACAUCCUGAAGAGCGCGGCGACGGUGGAUGAGCUGAAGGCAUCCGUAGGCAACAUUGCACUUUCUCCAUCCCCUGUGAGGAAAAGUCCGCGGCGCAGCCCGGGGAUGAUUAAGAGGAAUUUAUCCAGUGAGGAGAUUGCACGGCCUCGGCGUUCCACACCCACGCCAGACCCCAGCAGCAGGAAGCCCCCAGAAGACCCUGCUGCACUGGCACCGCUCUUUGGGCCCCCACUGGAGUCAGCAUUCGAGGAGCAGAAGCUGGAUGCUCCUCUGGACCAGCCCGAGAUCUGGGGCUCCUUCCAGCCCAACAGCACUGAGUCCCCAAAGCUGCAGAGACCUUUUCCAAUGGGAACUCCACCACCACUGCCGCCCAAGAACGUCCCGGCCACGCCGCCCCGCACUGCAUCACCCCUGACGGUGGCACCAGGAGGUGACCAGGCAGCCACGGAGGCCAAAAGUGACAAACCGCCAUCAAUCAAUGACUUGGACAGCAUUUUUGGCCCCGUGCAAUCCCCCAACUCUGUGGCUGCUCACGCGGAAAACAAGUGGGUCAAUUUUUCCGAUCCAUCCCCGGAAAACACGACGGCGGUGCCGAGGCCCCGGGAGCCGGCGGCGUCCCCCCCGGUGGCUACGGGCAGCCCAGGGGCCGAGCCGCCCCGCGCCCUGCCCUCCCCGCUGCGCCUCGACGAGCUGCAGAAGAAGCCUUUGGAGCAGCCCUAUGCGAAAGGGGAGAACGAGGAGCCAGCGGUCGCCUCACCCAAGGAAUUUGGGCCGGGACAAAGAGCCACCCCGCCGCCCCCUCCGCCGCCCACCUACCGUACGGUCGUGUCAUCCCCUGGGCCGGGUGCCGGCAGCGGAGCAGGAAGCCCCAGCGGCUCCUCAUCCCCAGCUCGGCCCGGCACACCACUGGCUGCCUGCAGCACCCCACCACCCCCACCACCACGACCCCCAUCGCGGCCCAAGCUGCCCCCUGGCAAGCCCUCCGUCGCAGACCUGUCCAGGCCUUUUAGCCCUCCAAUUCACUCAUCCAGUCCUCCUCCGAUAGCACCUUUAGCCCGUGCUGAAAGUACUUCUUCCAUAUCUUCCACCAAUUCCCUGAGUGCAGCCACCACUCCCACAGUUGAGAAUGAACAGCCUUCCCUCGUUUGGUUUGACAGAGGAAAGUUUUAUUUGACUUUCGAAGGGUCAUCACGGGGCCCCAGCCCGCUCACCAUGGGGGCACAGGACACCCUGCCCGUCGCUGCUGCCUUCACCGAGACGGUCAAUGCAUACUUCAAGGGAGCCGACCCCAGCAAGUGCAUCGUGAAGAUCACGGGGGAGAUGGUGCUGUCCUUCCCGGCAGGCAUUACCCGACACUUUGCCAACAACCCCACUCCGGCGGUGCUCACCUUCCGUGUGCUGAACUACAACCGGCUGGAGCACGUCCUGCCAAACCCACAGCUCCUCUGCUGUGACAGCACGCAGAGUGACACCAGCACAAAGGAGUUCUGGGUCAACAUGCCAAACCUGAUGACGCACCUCAAGAAGGUAUCGGAGCAGAAACCACAAGCAACCUAUUACAAUGUGGAUAUGCUCAAGUACCAGGUAUCUGCCCAGGGUAUUCAGUCUACUCCAUUAAACCUUGCAGUGAGCUGGCGGUGUGAACCUGCAAGCACUGACCUGCGCAUCGACUACAAAUACAAUACAGAGGCAAUGACCACACCGGUAGCUCUAAACAACGUCCAGUUCCUCGUCCCUGUGGAUGGAGGAGUAACCAAGCUGCAGGCUGUGCUCCCACCCGCUGUCUGGAACGCGGAGCAGCAGAGGAUAUUGUGGAAGAUCCCUGAUAUCUCUCAGAAGUCAGAAAAUGGAGGCGUGGGCUCGCUGUUGGCCCGCUUUCAGCUGGCGGAGGGUCCCAGCUCCCCGGCCCCUCUGGCUGUGCAGUUCACCAGCGAGGGCAGCACGCUCUCCAGCUGCGACAUUGAGCUCGUCGGCGCCGGCUACCGCUUCUCGCUCAUCAAGAAGAGGUUUGCAGCAGGUAAAUACUUGGCUGAUAACUGAAGGGAACACGUGGAAAAUAACGUGGCAAAUAAGCCAGGACUACAGUUGAGUGGAACGGGUUUUAAUUCCAGCUUAAAACGAACUAAAUCCUGCACUUGGGACAUUUCUGUUGGAAGUGUCGACGACUUUCAGCUUUUUUUUCCCCUCAGAAAACACCGUCUUGACCAGUCCUGCAGUAUUUACUUCUAGAUGUAACAUUGUUAAUGGUUUUAAAAUGUAAUUAUUGUAUUUGUAAAUGGUACUCAUUCCAGUAAGGCCGUAUUUUGGAAGUUAGACACUUGAGUUUUAGCCUUUUACCAUUCAUGAAAUGGAUGUAAUUCAAACCGUGGUAUAUAAAUCUAAUAGUAGUACUGUUGAAUGGCACAACGCUUACAGAGGUAGAUUACAUUUUGUCAAUAUAUACAAUUCAAAUACGGUGCGGAAAGCCGUGCUGGGGGGGUGGGUGCCUCACCAAGGGAGCUCCUUUACUCCCCUCCCACCCACAGUGUGUCUCAUGGUGGUGAAUAAAGCUCUCCAUCCUCAGGCUGCUUGAAGUGCAGAGCAGUAUUUGUGUGCAGGUGGAGCUCCCAGCUCUGCCCCGCAGUGGCACUGUGGCUGUUGGGGAUGCGUUCCCAUUGCAGGCUCUGGGUUUUUGGUUGCAUUUCCACCAUCCUUUGCUCGCUUCUUCUAUUCAUUUCCUCUGCUUUCUGAAGGCCCCACGGGUUUAGGAAGUGCUGUAAAGGUGUGCAGCGCCGUGCUUUUCCUUUUUACUCAUUAGGCAGGGAAAGGUGAUAUCUCUAUACCCAACUAUUGAGAGGUGAAGGCAGCCCAACCUGACCCUGCUCAAAGCACUGGCACUGGGAGCAGCGGCCUCAUGAAGAUGGGGAAACCUUCAAGAGCUGUGCAGAAGGUGCAGAGCUCAUUUCAGUGGGGGGAAAAGGAGAUGGCAACCCGUGCCCAUCCUAAGGGAAAAUGGGAAUGUCUGGAGCUGUUUCAGCUCUGGGAUGGCUCCUGGUUUGGGAUGUGCAUUGCAGGAUGGGAGCUCUGUGUGCCUGUUUGUACAGAGUGUGAGUGCAGAAGGAAAGCAGGACUGGGUUACCCAAAUCCACACAGCUUUGCAGAUGUGAAAGCAAAGCUGCCAGCAGUCCUGGCUGGAGCUCUGUGCCCUGCUCAGCUGUUUGCUCCCCUCCAAGAUGGAAAUGUGUACGAGAGCUGUGACCCACCCCUUCCUGACAUAGGGCACAAUCUGCACCACCAGCUCAUGCUGUGUACAAUUGUUAUAAACUCAUGCUUCCAGAGGGCAUCAAUGCCAUAGUCCCGAAAAUAGGGAUUUUAUAGUGUAAAUAUGACCAGAACAUAGAUACUUUACUUUAUAUUUCGUUUGAAAGAUGAGGUGUUUACAUUAGCAUUGGGAUUUUAAAUGCUUUUUAAGGAAAAAAGAUGGAAACCAAAUAACCCAAAGCUCCCGAGCUCAGCCCAGCUCCCCUCCUGUCGGUGCUGCUCACUGCUGGGGCCCGAACUGGUGCUGUGGGUCAGGUCCUUCGCAUGGUGGUGCUGCCAAUGCCCUGCAUGAGGUUUGGGUUCAUUCCUCGCUGUUGCUUCUCCACUGAAUGCUGCUCUCUGGUUCUGCUGCGGGGCUGCUGUGCACUCAUCCCUUAGCUCUGCUGCUUUACAAACCAUUCUGAAGCAUACCAUGACCAAAAUCGAUGGCAUUCGAGGAGACACCCAGGGUGAGGGAUGGGGCUCUGAGACCCUGCGGGGCUGUGGGUGUCACUGUUCACUGCAGGGAGUGAGACCAGAUGGAGACCAGAUGGCCUUUGAGGGUCCCUUCCAGCUCAGUGAUUCUGUCUUUCUAUGAACACCACUGCAUUGUACCUGCCCUACAAGAAAUGACUGUCUUAAAGACUUCAUUUCAUCACCAAAGUUAUUCUUUCCUUCUUUCCUUUCACAAACUGAGGAGGAAGGUGAUCCUUGCAGGGCUGAGGACUCCUCUGGCUGCAGUUCUCAUUCCUAUUUCACUGCAUAGAGAGACAAAGCCCUGUAGGAGCAGCUGGGCUCUGGCAGCUUUAGCAGGCGCUUGGACUGCCUUAUUGCUCUGUUAGACUUCUCUCUGUUGACAUGCAGGAAGUCACUAUGGAAAUGCCAUGCUGGAAUUUUGUCCAUAACCCACAUAGGCAGAUCCGAAACCCACCCACCCCUUCCUCCCAGCUCCAGCUCCACCCAGAGCGCUCUGUGGCUGAUGAAGAUGCUCAGGUGCUUUGGUAGCGUGCAUGCAUCCAAAUAGGAGCAGUGGUUUGGGAUGGGAACGGCAUCAGGGCAGAGGGGGGCGUGGGGCUGCUGAGCUCAGAGGGACCCCCAGCCGCCAAUCGGGAUCCCCAGGGCACGGCCCGACAGAAGCUCUAUCGUGAUACGAAAUCCCUCGUGUACAAAAUGUUUAUAAAUAUUUGUGGAUGAAGAUACACAGGUCUAUUUUUAAGAUUUAAGUUCAAUAAGUUAAUGAACGGCUGGCCUUUUUUUGCCUCGAUGUGCAAUGGGAUCUGUUAUACCCUUAGUCUCCGAUGGCCGAGGUACCGCUUCAGUCUGUAACAAAGACUUUGCUGCUCCCACAAUGUCCUCAGAGAAAAGCUAUGAGAGCCGUCCAGGUUUGGUGCCCACAGACCACGGCAGCAAAGCUUUGUAUUUGACCACUGGUAAUAUGAAUGUGUUGUAUUGACUUGUGGAAGAUAAUCAUGAGACAACAUAUUUUAACUGUUACUUGCCUUAUAGAUUAGGAUCCGGAGACGUGGAUAUCAUUUUUGUACAUAAUGUUUUUUAUAAAUGUUUUUCCUCCAUCCUCCCCAUCAUCCAUUCCACCAGAUCUCAAAUAUGCAAUUAUUUACCACGCAUAAUAUUGCAACAAAUAAACCCCCGCCUCAGAACAAAGUUUAUUAACCCUAUACAUGAGAGCCACACGAAACACCCCCUUUGGUUGCAAUUUAAAUGUGAUUUUAUUUUUCCCCGUUGGAAAUAAACAGGACCCAGAAAACACA
This is a messenger RNA of Coturnix japonica (Japanese quail), 5651 nucleotides long. Lineage: Eukaryota; Metazoa; Chordata; Aves; Galliformes; Phasianidae. The record is from RefSeq and is a predicted model, not a curated record.